This is a messenger RNA of Diorhabda carinulata, 1933 nucleotides long. It is a transcript of the gene Ssl1, whose product is annotated as general transcription factor IIH subunit 2. Gene Ontology annotation, cellular component: transcription factor TFIIH holo complex; transcription factor TFIIH core complex. Gene Ontology annotation, biological process: regulation of transcription by RNA polymerase II; nucleotide-excision repair; DNA-templated transcription. Bases 603 to 1799 code for a protein of 398 amino acids. Gene Ontology annotation, molecular function: zinc ion binding. Lineage: Eukaryota; Metazoa; Arthropoda; Insecta; Coleoptera; Chrysomelidae. The transcript is spliced from 7 exons. The record is from RefSeq and is a predicted model, not a curated record.
AUUAUACAAAAUGGCUGUUUGUCAUGGUGUGCUAAAUCGAACGCAUUCCUGCCGUGAACUUAAUUUUUUUGUUAAAAUUUACUAUACCUACAAAAAAACCGACAAAUUAGACGUAGUUUGGUCUAUAUUUAAUAAUUUUAUAACUAAAUUUACCUCAGAAACUGUAUUUUCCAAAAAGUUUCACCACAAGCGUUCCAAACAUAGCGAUGGUGCUGCCACUUACUAAAUGGCAACCGUGUUUGUAAAUCAUGACAUCGAGCCAAUCGUUAUGGCGCCAAAUUUUUUUGUGCUGUUAAUAUUUAAUUUAAGAAAAUAUAAAACUACUCUAGUGAAAAUUAUUGAGUAACUUAAUACUUACAGUAGUCAGUAUUUUAUUUACAGUUAUCACGUCUUCACAAAACUAUUAUAUAGGUUUAGUUUAUAUUGUGCAGUGAAUUGUACAACGUAGACAAGGAUCAUGUCAUUGCACUAACUUCCGUUGGAGCUAUUUACUACAACCACGGGAAAACAUUUCUUAUUACAAAACGAUAACCUCAAUUUUAUUCUGUAAACAACGUGUUUUUUAAAGUUACAUUCGUUAUCUUUUAUUACACUAAGUAAUAAUGGCAGAUGAAGAUGAUACCAAAGAGUAUCGGUGGGAAACUGGAUACGAAAAGACUUGGGAAUCUAUUAAGGAAGAUGACGAAGGAUUUUUACAGGCAAGUGUAGCUGAUAUUGUGCAAAGGGCGAAAAGAAAACGACAAUCCCUUAAACAUGGUAGUCAAAAGUUAGGAAUGAUGAGACAUUUAUUUAUACUUUUAGAUUGUUCAGAGUCAAUGUCCAGCCAAGAUCUGAAACCAACACGACUUAUUUGUACAUUGAAACUUGUGGAGAUGUUUCUUGAGGAAUUUUUUGAUCAAAACCCAAUUAGCCAGGUAGGAAUCAUACUUAUGCAAAACAAAAGAGCUGAAAAAAUUAGUGAAUUAGCAGGGAAUUGUAGGAAACACAUAAAAGUGAUUAAUAGUUUGAAUAGAACUAGUUUGCAAGGUGAGCCAUCAUUACAAAACGGCUUGGACAUGGCCAUGUCUUCUCUUAAAUUAUUGCCUGCACAUGCUAGCAGAGAAAUAUUGGUAAUAAUGGGUAGUUUGACCACAUGUGAUCCAGGAGAUAUUACAAAAACUAUAGAUAUUUUGAAACAGGAAGGAGUAAGAUGUUCAGUUAUAGGUUUAGCUGCUGAGGUACAUGUUUGCAGACUAUUGGCAGAUCAAACUAAUGGUACUUAUAAUGUAAUCUUAGAUGACAUUCAUUUCAAAGAUUUGCUAAUGCAGCAAGUUGAUCCACCUCCUGCUGCAAUGUGUCUUGAAUCAAACUUAAUAAAAAUGGGAUUUCCACAUCAACUCAAUGUUGAAGGGUCAGAGGAGCCUCUUACUAUGUGCAUGUGUCAUGUGGAUAGCUCAGAUGAUGGAAGUAAGCUGACAACUGGAGGUUAUUAUUGUCCACAGUGUUAUAGCAAAUAUUGUGAACUUCCUGUAGAAUGUAGAGCUUGUGGCUUAACUUUGGUAUCAGCUCCGCAUUUAGCAAGAUCUUAUCAUCACCUAUUUCCAGCAGCUAAUUAUAUAGAAAUUAAUUUUGAUAAUCAAGUGAAUGGUUGUUUUGCAUGUCAAAGGAUUUUAGGAGAAGCAGAUAAACAGGUCUACAAUUGUCCAAACUGUAAAAAAAUAUUCUGUAUAGAUUGUGAUAUAUUCAUCCACGAAACGUUGCAUACUUGUCCAGGAUGUGCCACAAAUCCAUCAACAUUUCAAAUUGCUCUUACAACUUAACAGAAAAAUUUUGGUAUAAUUUUUUGAGUAAAUAGCGCAUUAGUUGUGUGAUUUAAUCCUUGUGAUAUGUCUAAAAGGGACUAAUAUUAAAUUGUACAUAAUAAAUAGGAUAUAAUAAAAAAAUAUCUGUUGUA